AACAUGGUCAGCAUCCAUUGAUUGAUGUGCGCGCUAACCAUCGUCGGGCUAAUCCCGAUGAGUGACAAGCGCUUAAGCCAAUUGCCGCGAAGGCAAAACCUCUACUCCCAUAGUAUCUUUAUUUUUGGAAACCAUAAAAACGCUUUUCACAACGGAGAGGGGCGACCUAGCGAUCGUAAAGCUAAUAAAAACAUUCGUGGCUCCCCACAGUCGACAAUCGUGAGGGCAGCUCGUUGCGUGAUUGACGGGCCCUCGUCCGUUUUUUUUUUUGUGUUUUUUUUUUUUUAUAUGUCGUGACUGGAGCGAUGCAAAUGUCACACGAAUCAUCGGUGAAUGUCUUUAUUAUGCCGUUGGAGUGAGAAUUCGCCCACAUUGCUACCGUGGAAGGAAGCCGGAUACACGUUUCAGCACCCGGACAGCUCCUCGUUCUUGCUCCCUCCUCCUCGUCCUCCUCCGCGGGACUCCCACUGAGCUCGCCGGGGAAGCCCUCCGCCGAUCCGCGGCGUCAUCUCACGGCUCCGAUGGAGUUGAUGGUGGUAUCGAACAGGGCUCCAACUGCUACUGUGAUGCCGGUCCACGAUGCGUGUCGAGUUUGAGUUUCACCCGCGGGGAGCUUUCACUCUUCGGCCAUGUGAGUCCCACUCAGGUUUAACAUGAAAACAGAAUAUACGGGGUGAAUUACAGCACAAGAACACGAGGACGGACAGGUGGAAAAGUGGCAAUAAGAAGUAUCCAUAUCUCUUCUCCCGCUCACCAGACGACAUGGCUAAUGCUGGGGAUGUGGAGACUGCAGCUCUGUCAGACUUGGAAGUCAUCUCACAGCAGGUGGACGAUGAGAGCCAGUGCUUGGCUCCUCCGGUCCAACUGAUGAGUUUUGGCUAUAGAGACCUUCCCCUGACAGCACUGGAUCUCUCGAUGGCUGGCUCGCAGCUCCUUUCCAAUGCUGAUGAAGAUGAAGGCAGGGAAGGGUCCAACUGGCUAAAGCCCUGCUGCGGCCGUCGAGUGGCCCUGUGGCAGCUCUGUCUGCUCAGUGCCGGCUUCAACUGUGUCCUGGUAGCCUGCGUUAUCCUGGUGGUGCUCUUCCUCUCCCUGGAGCUACUCAUCGACACCAAGCUCCUUCAAUUUACCAAUGCUUUCCAGUUUGCCAGCAUCAUCCACUGGAUCAGUUUGAUCAUCCUGUCACUUUUCUUUUCCGAGACUGUCUUCAGAAUUGUAGUGCUCGGCAUCUGGGACUACAUCGAGAACAAAGUAGAGGUGUUUGACGGCGCCGUCAUCGUGUUGUCUCUGGCCCCCAUGGUGGCCUCCACGGUAGCCAACGGGCCCAGCAGCCCCUGGGAUGCCAUCAGCCUCAUCAUCACCUUGCGCAUCUGGAGGGUGAAGAGGAUCAUCGAUGCUUAUGUGCUCCAAGUCAAAGUGGAGAUGGAGCUGGAGAUCCAACAGUGCGAGAAGACGAAAGCAGUGCGAGAGGAGCAGCUGGAGCGUCUCACUCAGAUCUGCCAGGAACAGGCUUUUGAGAUCAGGCAGCUACGGGCACACCUGGCCCAGCAGGACCUGGACUUGGCGUCUGAGCGCGAGGCUGCUAUGCAGAUCCAUCGUGUAUGGGCCAAGCAGGGUAGGAGUGUACAGGUUGUGGAGGGCUCGACUCCUGGGGAGUCGGACGACGAGGGAGCUCACAGGAAUCCCAGGGAGCUGCACGCCACUGCAGAUCCAGUUGUACGUGAUGACAUGAACAACUACAUCAGCCAGUACUACAGUGAAGCAAGCAGUGAUGGCAGGACUUGUGGCUUAGGGCCCCGCGUCGUCACCACGGCCUCCAUUGACAUCCACCUCCCGACCAAUCACAUCCAGUCCAACGCCGCUCACGAUCUGAACUUGAGCUACAGCUCCCACCCCAGCUGCCCCCCUUCUUUCUCGAGCCAGGACCAGAGCACGGUAGUCCAGGAGCUCCUCUCGUCUCUUUCUGAGGACUCCUGCCUCGCUCAGAAAGGACUGACUGUGGAUCCGGUCAACCUUAAGCUCCCCAGUCCCACUGGCUCCGAGAAAGCUAGCCCAGAGAUGGACAACAGAAUAAAGGUGUUCAACCGCAGGAACCACCAGGAGAGGCGGGGCCGAGGCUGCGUCCUGCUGCAAACCAAGCCACUCAUCCACCUGCAGGGCGGCGCUGCCGAGCCCUCGCUGGAGGAGAAAUACCGUCUCCUUGGUCCGGCCGACACACCUUUGGGACACAUGUCGGACACAUAGCACACUUACAUCUGCACUUUACGGAAACUUGAACCUCGUGAGAGCGACACAAAAGCCCAACGCACGCAAGAGCGAUGCGGCUGAGUGCGACUGAACUGUCAUGCAGUGUGUGGGGCUCUGCAACUAGUUUUCUUGAGAGGCUGACCGCUGGCGCUCUAUUUUUGCCGCGAUGAGAAAUUUGAAUUGCAGACGAAUGGCAUCACGUCACAAAUUUUAAAAUGUCAUGUUGGAUCACAUUUGCUUUCAACAAUGACAUUUCCAAUUCUGGGUAUGAACAAGAGCCAGCCGGCCGCCGCCAAGCCGGACCAAUACAAUAUAUACAAUGCUGGAGUUAAUGUGUUUUACAAUGUCAACAAUACAGUAUAUGACUACGACCACUAACGAUAAUAUUAUUAAUACUUAGUCAUAUUGCUGUCAAAGGGUAGAAUUCUUGAAUCAUGAAAAUGCAAGGUUUGUUGAGUCUAUCACACUGUGUGUGUGUGUGUGUGUGUGUG
Messenger RNA from Hippocampus comes (tiger tail seahorse), 2735 nucleotides. Its product is annotated as transmembrane protein 266-like. The record is from RefSeq and is a predicted model, not a curated record. NCBI's taxonomy places the organism in Eukaryota, Metazoa, Chordata, Actinopteri, Syngnathiformes, Syngnathidae. The transcript has 11 exons. Gene Ontology annotation, molecular function: voltage-gated channel activity. Gene Ontology annotation, cellular component: plasma membrane; dendrite. Bases 763 to 2241 code for a protein of 492 amino acids.